UGUUGGGCUGGGACAACCAAAGGGUGAAGAGUUGCGACCCCAUAAGAUGUCUAGUGCCAAGCAGCGCAGGAGGGGAGUCCCAGUUUGAGCAUGGUGACAACGGUGAGGAUGACGAUGGUAUGAAUGACAAUAGAGUUCUCCUUAUUCCCCCAGACCUACAACACCAACGCACAGGUGCCCGACAGCGCAGGCACAGCCACUGCGUACCUCUGCGGUGUCAAAGCCAAUGAGGGGACGGUGGGCGUCAGCGCCGGUGUCACCCGUGACCGCUGCAACACCACCAAGGGCCAGGAGGUGACCUCCAUCCUCCGCUGGGCUAAGGAUGAAGGCAAGGCGGUGGGCAUUGUCACCACCACACGGGUGACCCACGCGACGCCCAGCGCUGCCUACGCGCACUCGGCCAACCGUGACUGGUACUCUGAUGGAGAGAUGCCCCCGGACGCGCUCGAGGGUGGCUGCAAAGACAUCGCCCGACAGCUGGUGGAGAACAUCCCUGACAUCGAGGUGGGGAUGGCACUGGGGACACUGGGACCAGGAGGAGCUGGGACCACUUGUGGGUGGGCUGAUACUGGGCUGGCACCACUGAAGGAUGCAGAGUUGGGAUGAAAAUGGGCUGAAGAAAAGCUAAAACCAGCAAAAUGUGCUGAGGGGGUACAGCAUACACACAUCAGGGAUGAACAAAAGGGGGUGGAUGUUGAGCUGGGACCACUAAAGGGUGCAGAGUUGGGACCCCAGGAAGAUGUAGGGCUGAGAUCCUCAAUAGGUAUUGGUGAUGGGGUCACUAAUGGGUUUAGGGUUGGGGCUCCAGGAGACGAUGGCUGGGACUACUCAUGGGUGAAGGGCUGGGAUCUAGUAGAUACUGCACUGGGACCACUGAUGGGUACAGAGUUGGGACCUCAAGAAGAAGAUGUAGGGCUGGGAUCCUCCAUAGGUGUUGAGUUGGGACCACCAAUGGCUUCAGAGCUGAGACCCCAGAAGAUGUAGGCCUGGGAUAAUCUGUAGGUGUUGGAUUGAGACCACUGAUGGCUGCAGAGUUGGGACCCCAAGAAGAUGUAGGGCUGGGAUCCUCUAUAGGUUUGGGAUUGGAGCCACCAAUGGCUGCAGAGCUGGGGCUCCAGGAGA
Messenger RNA from Numida meleagris (helmeted guineafowl), 1122 nucleotides. RefSeq names its product alkaline phosphatase, tissue-nonspecific isozyme-like. Gene Ontology annotation, cellular component: plasma membrane. Gene Ontology annotation, molecular function: alkaline phosphatase activity. Lineage: Eukaryota; Metazoa; Chordata; Aves; Galliformes; Numididae. The record is from RefSeq and is a predicted model, not a curated record. The transcript is spliced from 2 exons. Gene Ontology annotation, biological process: dephosphorylation. The coding region runs from base 124 to 606 and encodes 160 amino acids.